Molecule: messenger RNA, 2359 nt
Organism: Parus major (Great Tit)
Lineage: Eukaryota; Metazoa; Chordata; Aves; Passeriformes; Paridae
Gene: CCM2
Product: CCM2 scaffold protein
Exons: 10
Coding region: 137-2344 (735 amino acids)
Biological process (GO): heart development; vasculogenesis
Source: RefSeq, a predicted model, not a curated record
ACGGAGGAAGCCGUGGCCGUGGCACUUCCUGGCCCCGAGCAGCUCCAUUGCGGCACCCCCAAAGCGAGGGGAGCGUUCCCUGCUCCCCCCAGAGCCCCCAGAGCUCCCCCCGGAGCCCCUCUCCUGCUGGAGCCCCAUGGAGGACGAGCCCGGAAUCGUGUCCCCGUUCAAGCGAGUGUUCCUGAAGGGGGAGAAGGGCCGGGAUAAGAAGGCUCAGGAGAAGGUGACGGAGCGGCGGCCGCUGCACACCGUGCUGGUGGCGCUUCCCGAGCGCGUGGAGCCCGACCUGCUGCUCCACGACUACAUCGAGAAGGAAGUCAAGUAUCUAGGGCAGCUCACCUCCAUCCCGGGGUACCUGAACCCCUCCAGCCGCACCGAGAUCCUGCACUUGAUCGACAACGCCAAGAGAGCCCACCAGCUCCCGGGGCAGCUGAGCCCGGAGCACGACGCCGUCAUCAGCCUCUCCGCCUACAACGUCAAGCUGGUGUGGAGGGACGGCGAGGACCUGAUCCUCAGGGUGCCCAUCCACGACAUCGCCUCCGUGUCCUACAUCCGCGACGACUCCGCACACCUGGUGGUGCUCAAGACAGCUCAGGAUCCCGGCAUCUCACCGAGCCAGAGCCUGUGUGCCGAGGGCUCCAAGGCGCUGACGUCGGGCUCGCUGUCGGAGAGCGCGGGGGGACCCCUGGAGUCCUGCUGCCUGGUGGUGCUGGCCACGGAGAGCAAGGUGGGUGCCGAGGAGCUGUGCUCCCUGCUCAGCCAAGUCUUCCAGAUCGUUUACACCGAGUCCACCAUCGACUUCCUGGACCGCGCCAUCUUCGACGGCGCCUCGACGCCCACGCGGCACCUGUCCCUGCACAGCGAUGACUCUUCCACCAAAGUGGAGGUGAAGGAGCCCUUCGAGGCGGACGCCAGCACUUUACACGCUGGAGGCGGGGGACGCGUCCCCGUCCUCCUCGGCGCGCCCGUCCCCGCACGUGACCACGGCCAGCGAGAGCGAGCUCAGCACCACGGCCACCGAGCUGCUCCAGGACUACAUGAUGACACUCCGCACCAAGCUGUCCUCGCAGGAGAUCCAGCAGUUUGCCAUGCUGCUGCACGAGUACCGCAACGGGGCCUCCAUCCACGAGUUCUGCAUCAACCUCAAGCAGCUCUACGGGGACAGCAGGAAAUUCCUGCUCCUGGGCCUGCGGCCCUUCAUCCCCGAGAAGGACAGCCAGCACUUCGAGAACUUCCUGGAGACCAUCGGGGUGAAGGACGGCCGCGGCAUCAUCACCGACAGCUUCGGCCGCUACCGGCGCUCGCUGGGCGCCGCCUCCGCCUCCAACGGCACCGGCGCCGCCGGCAGCUCCGACGAGCAGUCGGUGCCCUCGGAGGAGGACGAGUGGGACCGCAUGAUCUCCCACAUCAGCAGCGACAUCGAGGCCCUGGGCUGCAGCCUGGACCGGGACUCGUCCUGAGGGAGCCCCGGAGCCGCCCGGAGCUCGGGGGGACCCCGGGAGUCACCCGGGGGGAGCGUGGGGUGCCCCCCGUGGGGACACGGAGCCGAUCCCAGAGCGGGGGCCGGGGACGUGGAGCUGCCCCAGAGGGAGCCCAGAACGGGGAGCUGCCCUGGGGGGGAUGGCAGGACACGGAGCUGCUGCCCCCGGAGAGGACACGGGACACGGAGCCACCCCUGGAGAGGACACAGAGCCACCCCUGGAGCCACCCCUGGAGAGGACACAGGACACGGAGCCACCCCUGGAGAGGACACGGGACACGGAGCCACCCCUGGAGAGGACACGGGACACAGAACUGCCCCUGGAGAGGACACGGGACACGGAGCCACCCCUGGAGAGGACACAGAGCCACCCCUGGAGAGGACACAGAGCCACCCCUGGAGAGGACACGGGACAUGGAGCCACCCCUGGAGCUGCCUGAAAACACCGAGCUGUGUCCUCACAGAGAUCCUGGGACAUGGAACUGCCCUGGGAGUGAUCCCAGCCCUGGGAUCUGCUCUGGGAUCGGGGAUCCCCGCCCCGAGCUGUGGGAUUGGGGGUCCCAGCCCCGAGCUGUGGGAUUGGGGGUCCCAGCCCCGAGCUGUGGGGUCUGGGGGCUCCAGCAGGAUGUCUGCACUGCCCCAGCCUCCCCCACAGCUCCAGGGGCUCCAGCUGGGGCCUGGGGGACACACAGCUGGAUUUUGGGGACAGAUCUGCUCCUGAGGGCUGUCCUGGGUGCUGGGAUCUGCUCUCCCCACCCCCAGUUUACAGUUUGCACAGCGGGUCCCCCAGAACUGCCCCCCCCUCCCCAAAUGAAGUUCUACCACAAUGUGAAUUUUCUCACCCUCGUUCCUGAACAUUCCUGAACAUUCCAGCUCCUG